Molecule: messenger RNA, 888 nt
Organism: Vigna umbellata (rice bean)
Lineage: Eukaryota; Viridiplantae; Streptophyta; Magnoliopsida; Fabales; Fabaceae
Source: RefSeq, a predicted model, not a curated record
GAAAUUUGGGUUCUCGACCGCCAAGUCUUUCAAGUUCACUCCCUCCACAGGCCCAUGGAAGUCAAUCAUCGCAACCACCCAUGUCCAUGGCCACCCUCCUUAUUCCCAACUCCUUCACCACUAAACUCCCUGGCCCGCGCUACUGUCACCGGAGGUUCACCUGCUCCUCCGCCACGACCCAAUCCCGAUCCGCCAAGGAGCACCUUCUCGCCCUCAUAGCGGACCAGGACCGCGGCCUCCGGACGCAGAGCGACCCCUUGAAGCGAGCUGCGAUAGUUGAAGCCAUCGACGCGAUGGCCGCCGUAGGCUCUGGCUCCGUCACCACCGGCGACUCUCUGUCGGCGACGUGGCGGCUGCUGUGGACGACAGAGAAGGAGCAGCUCUUCAUCAUCGAGAAGGCUCCCUUAUUUGGAACCCGAGCCGGCGACGUGUUGCAGGUCAUAGAUGUUCGGAAUGGGACGCUCAACAACGUCAUCACGUUUCCCCCUGAUGGCGUUUUCUUUGUUCGAUCCAGUAUUGAGGUUGCGUCGCCGCAGAGAGUGAAUUUCAGAUUUACAAGUGCAGUAUUACGUGGAAAGAAUUGGGAAAUACCAUUGCCACCAUUUGGACAGGGUUGGUAAGUACUUUUUAGUUCGAUUAUAUAAGAAUAUGUUUGAUAAGCUCUCAUGUAUCUUUACACGAUAACCAAUGAUUUCAAAGUUUAUUCUUCCACAUUUUCCUAUCUUCAAAUUUAAUGGUUUUGCUUAGAAGAGAAGAAUGAAGCUAACUUGAAGAGUUGAAAAUGUCGACAAAAGUUAUUGUUAGCAUACCUGGUUAAGGUUGGCUAGGAAUAACUUUCAAUGUUGACACUUAAAUGUUUGUAGCUUAGGUGUAACGAAAGCUUUUUUA